AUGCACUAUUCUAUUUGGAUAUGGUCGUUGCUGAUCAUAACAGCUGUUGUGGGAAAAACUGUGGAUGUUAAUAUUUAUGGUACAACCGCCGAUGGAUGGGAAUAUAUUCGAGAUUUUCUCAGGCAAAAUCUUGUAGAACAAAGAGAUUUAGGUACAUCCGUAGCGAUUUAUCAUGAAGGAAAAUUAGUUGUUGAUCUAUGGGGUGGAUGGUUCGAUCAAACUCAAGUGAAACCAUAUGAUAAUGAUACAUUACAAUUGGUCGGGUCAUGUUGUUGUGGGUUAGGAUUUUCAGAGGGUCUUGAGGGGUUUUCGGCAGGAUCCUUUGGGUUUUUGGGCACUCAGAUAGCGUCAUCGUGA
This is a messenger RNA of Didymodactylos carnosus, 357 nucleotides long. The record is from the annotation of a GenBank genome assembly. Lineage: Eukaryota; Metazoa; Rotifera; Eurotatoria; Philodinida; Philodinidae.